AUGCCCACCAUUCUAGAAUCAGAUCUUAGUCAUUCAAACUCAGAUGCUGUACGACAAUCCUCCAAACAACGUGCACCAAGAACUCCCUCUGGUGGCAAAUCUGGUUUCACCUGGGCUUCGUUCACCUCAACCACUUCAGGUGCACCAUUUUUCCGAUUCCAUGGUUUCCACGGAUAUCCUGCAAUUAGUGGCAAGACAAUAAUAACAGACGUCACAUUCUCCAACUUCGGUAGUGCUUGUGGAACAACAGAUGUUGCUAUUAUCACAAAUCCUGCCAAUGUUGAUGCUAUGCAUCCAAUCUUUAUGACAGGAGCAAACUUUGUGGAUGUCCUACCCACAUCAAAAGUUUUUAUACAUUGGCCAUCUUUAGCUUUUGUAAAUCCAGCAGAUUGUGUGGACAUGGAUUGUGAUGGAAAGAAGAAAGCCAUUAUCAAAGAUCUUGAUGGUGGAUUGUUGGGGACACCAGGAACAGUGAUACCAAAGUCUGAAUAUGAAUGGGAUGGUGAUAGGAGACAUGGAGUUGGUGAUUACCGUAUUCCAGUAACUCUACUGGCAAACCCAGAUGGAAGUCGUAAGAACAUCAAUGAUGUAGCACCAAAAAAAGGUAUUAUAAGGAAUGAUGAGUGUGUCUUUCAUGAUGACUGGCACGCCUAUGAGUGUCAUGAUUUAAACUACAUUAUGAUGGUAAUUGAGAGUAUGGAUGAAGAUACCGAAACACGACGUGUAUCACCAAUUGGUCUUGUAGCUGAUGGUUACAUGGAUUUAAUUAAUGGACCCAUGGAUAAUGGUUGGUGUCUUGGGUAUACGUGUCAAGAACGUAUUAGCACCUUCUAUACUAUUGUUUCCAGUGGAAAGAUUUAUGACAUGGCAUUCACUGGCACCAAUCCUCAAAACCUUCGUUUUCACCUCCUCAAUGCUGAUGAUGAUGAAACUGUGCGAAUUGAUAUGUGGGGAGCAAAUUCACAACGUUUAGAUGUUUACCGCAAUGAUGCAUAUAUUGCACCAACAAAUGCUCAGUUGUCUGGUUCAAGCUUCACCUGGCUCCCUAGGAAUCCUUCUCUUCCUGAUGACCAGUAUCUCCCAACAAUAGGUGGUUCAAGUGGACAAAACUUCCAUGACAAUGAGGUUCAAACUCUGUAUAUUCUGAUUCGUGGAUCUGAUGUAAUUGAAGUUCGCAUUAGUCCUGUAAUAAUUGUUGCAUUCGGUGUUGAUCCUGUCCAUAUUGAUGACUUCUUCGAGAUUAACUUGAUUUCAAACCUCGCUAACCUGUUUGGUAUUAGCACAGAUCAAAUCCGGGUAGUUGACAUUGUCAGAGAGAGCAAGAGACGUAGAAGAGCUGUAGAUCCUGCAACUGUGACAGUGGAAAUUGGUGAUCCUCCAACACCAACUAUUGAUUCAUUGGCAGUUAAUGGCACUGAUAAUUCUACAUUUUAUGCCAAUUCCAAUUAUACUGGUCUCAAUGAUAGUUUAUCAUUUGAGGAAUUAGAAGAGAUAGCAUCUUACCUUGUAAAUGAAGGUCAGAGUGGUGGAUUGGAUGAUGCAUUGGGUGUAGAAGUAUUAACAUUAUCAGUCACUGAUCCAGUAGCACCCGCAGUAGAUUCAACUGGUGGUGUGAGAGCAACAAAUGAAACUGGUGGGCCAGCUGAUGGAGAUGUCAGGUAUGAUGAAUUGGUUGAAGAAACUGAUGAUGAGCUAGCUCUGAUAUAUCAAAUUCCUAAACGAUUAAAUAUUUACCAUGAAAUCUCAGGAGCAUAUGAAGGAGCGAUAUUUCAACAGCAACCAGUCAUUGAUGCUCUUGAUGCUCUGGGUGACCAUGUAAACAACCUUGGUCAUAGUUCAUCACCAUGGCAACUGAGUGUAUCACUUACACCUAACACAGGCAAUGCCAGAGCACAGUUGCUAGGUAACACCAGUGUGGUAUUCGUUAAUGGAUAUGCUAAUUUCACCAAUUUAGCCAUCACACAUGCUGGAGAUUACAUCCUAGACUUCGUCAUCACUGUCCCAGAAAACACAACAUUAGGUGUUGUUUCCAUUUCAUUCACUGUAUCCAAUCGUCCAUACUCUCUGGGUGUUGUAGCUGUUCCUGAUUCUGCUUAUGAAGGCGAGUUAUUCACACCACAGCCUAUCAUUGAAAUUGUUGAUACCAUUCUAGGUGAAACUGCAGAAAAUAUCUCAUGGAAGGGUCACACAUGGACAUCACACAUCGAGUUGUUUAUGCCUUCAUUGUAUCUGGGUAACCUUCAAGGCAACCAGACUGCCCCUGUCCAAGCAGACACCUCACAGACUGCAUACUCUGAUUUAUACAUUGAUACAUAUGGCAAGGACUAUCUCCUUGAAGUGACAGUUACAUCCAGUCCAGCUGACUAUGAACUAACAGUGGUAUUGUCAAACUUUGAUGUGAUUGAUCCUAAUGCAUCUAUCCCGUCUGGCUCCACAAAGAGUGUGACGUUGACAUUUGAUGAGGAUUACAACAGUGUAGUUUCUGGUUUAGAAACUUACUUUGCUAUAAUGUUUGUCAACCAUAUGAAUGCAAGAUAUACCCAUUUGACAGUGAGCAAUGUCCAGCUUUCAGAAGGAAGUAUAGUGGUUACAUUUGAUGCAACAGGCUCAACAGAUGACUUGGAUAAUACUCUUAUUGUAAUGUGGGAGGAUGUGAAAAAUGGACUGAUAUUAAAGUUCAAUGGGACUGAAUUGGUGUCUACGGAAAGCAUGUUAGUCGAUGGAGAGGAUUUCUAUGGCAAUGAUUCAGAGACUUUAUCAGAAUCUUAUGUAUUGGUCAUUAUUUUAUCUAGUGUGUUUGGUUUUAUAGCCGUUUGUGUUAUUGGUGUUUGUAUCUAUCUUAUCUACAAGAAACAACACUCAGGCAAAGAUGUGGUGCAGGCUGAAUCAAUCCCAAUAACAGAUAAAUUCCCAGAAAAAAGAACAAUUUCCGAAAGAUUACUAGGGGAUAAUACCAGUGAUUGUAGUAGUGAGUCUGGUAUAGCAUCAAGUACGCCUGGAACACCACAUGUUAAAAUCAAUGGACAGAAGUUUACGUUUGAAUUUACCCAAGAAGAUUUGGACAAUAUGAACAUAUCAAGCAGACCAGUCAGUGCCAUGUCAGCACGAACUGGUUUCAACACACCAAUCAGAUCUCCAACUAUCAUAAUGGUCUCACUACCACCUGGUUCCGCCACGCCCUCUUGUAAUCAAGAAACUGAACUGAAUGUGGAAGAAAGCAUGACUGUUAUUGCAAUGAAUGGUGAUCGCUCCUUCAGUGGACUUGGCAAUGUGGUGGUGAAUUUGUCUGGCAGUAUGGACAGAUUGAGGAAGGAACUUGUCAAAGCAUUGCCCAGCAAACUGAAAGGAAAGCCGUUUGUGUUUCUGCAAGAAACUUUGAAUAUUCUGGAAACUGUGAAAGAGAGGAAAGUUGUUGUAUCAGAGAUCUACAGAGGUGACUGUAUUAUGCUGAAGAUACUACCUGAUUCUGCUGCUGAACGUUUCUUCUGCCGUUGUGGUGCUGUAUCUCAUUUAGAAUGCACAUUGUGUGGAAAGCAGUCAUAUUGCAGUGCACAAUGCCAGAGUGCUGAUUGGUCUCAACACAUGCUAGUAUGCCUGAAGGCUGAUAAUAAACUUCUCUUACCAUGAUACAUAUGGCGCAAAUGAUGUUCAGUUCUUGUACUUAGACACCUAUCACAUAAUGCUGUAUACUUAAUAUAUGUCUAACCCGAGCCCUGUAAACAAGAAACUUGUUUAAACUGAACUCUCCUUGAAUAUGACUUUAAACGAAUCCUGCAACAAAAAACACUGAAUCAUAUUUAAAUGAAGCCAUGAAAUUAUAACUAGAAAAAUGUCAAAAGCAAACCUCUUUUCUUAUGCCAUAGUCUGCUUUUAUAGAAACCUUCUGUAUUAGAACAAAACCAUGUGCCUUCUAUUCAAAUAAUAUUAUUUGAAUGAUCUACAUUUGUAUAUCUUUCCACCUUUCAUCAUGGUUUCCAUGAAUUGCUUUUUCUGGGAAGUAUGGUCUGUAAAACAUAGUUGCAAAUUCUUGAAUACAUCACCAAUUUGAAUAUUAGGCCGUUGAACAUUUAUUAUUUUUUAAUAUGUUUAAACCCCAAGCCAUUUUUAACCAAAACCCUUGGAAUAUAUACAGACUGCUAUUCCUAAAUUAUAUCCUAAAACUAUAAUCCUGAAAUAUUGCAUAUAUCCAAUAUUAUAGUUAUCACCAUAGUAUUACAUAGUAUUAGGUAAACUGCUAGCUAAAUUGCUGUAUUGGUAUUGAUUGUUUAUAAACACGUAAUCCCAUUGCAACAAAGUCAGUUCCUCCAGACAUUGUUGCACCUCAUAUGUUACCACAAUAAAUCCAAACUUGUAGACAUGUUGACUCAAGGUCAAUUGUGAGACUUGAAUAUAAAAUCUCUACCUAUAUAAAAUAUUCAAGAGAUAAUUAAGGUAUUCAAUUACUGGAGUAACUUUGUCAGAUGUGUGUUACAGGAUCAAUAAACUUAAGAUGUGUAUAUAUUUGGAGUGUGUAAUUUUUUGGUUUUUAUACAAUUAUAGAUUGUUAUUUGCAUAAUAAAGAUUGAUUCAUCA
Molecule: messenger RNA, 4572 nt
Organism: Saccoglossus kowalevskii
Lineage: Eukaryota; Metazoa; Hemichordata; Enteropneusta; Harrimaniidae
Product: fibrocystin-L-like
Source: RefSeq, a predicted model, not a curated record